AUGAACCCACGAGGCCCCCCACAAAUACCGCCUCGAAUUUCUUCUCUUAUUCCAGCGCAAAAACGUAAAGCACUCGACAAGUACACGGAGAGAAAAGCUUCAUCGUCAUCAAAGCUGAGCACUGCAACUACAACAAUAGAGUUCAUUGAUGCAAAGAACGAAGAGCUCAAUACUGGCAUCGAAGAAGGCGUACAGACUAUGGCUCUCCUCCAAGAAGCAUUUAAAUCAAGAGUCAUAACAAUAGACGACUACCAGUCCGCUGCAGAAGAACUGAAACGGCACCGCUCGCUCAUUGACGAUGAACUGCGAGUUGUGAAGAGGCAGAAGAGGGCUUUGGCACAGGACAUAGAGCAAGAAAUGCCGACUUACGGGAUCCUAAGUGAAGCGUACAGUUCAGCAAUGUCCUCGAAGGUCAUGGCAGCAACUGCCAAUAUGAAAGUGGAGAUGGUGCUUGAUGAGGAGAAGGGAAAGCUUGUCAAGAAGAAAUUCGACAAGAAAACGUUUAAGACCCGAGUGAUGGACUGGUAUGGUGCGACGAAGAAUGAUGAUGAGGCUGGGAGGCAGUCUUAUUGUGUUGUCUCUGGCUGGCAAGCUGCCGAAAACGUUUCCGCCGCUCACCUAGUACCGAAAUCGCUGAACUCGCAAGAACUGCUCUACUUGUUUGACGUUCAAGACGAUAAGAUACUAGGAGAUUGCCGCAACGGAAUUCCUAUGCAUAAUAAGCUCGAGAACGCCUUAGACAAUGGAAAGAUAGUUUUCGUUCCCAUAGACAUGGCUUCUGAGGGGACGAUUAUGCGCUACAAACUUGUUCUUACGGAUAAGUCUCUGUCAAACAAGGAGGUGCUUGGGCCUCAGCCUUUUGGAAAAAUAGGAGUUAAAUGGAGCGAGAUUGACGGGAAAGAGUUAAAUUUUCUGAACGAACAUCGCCCCGCACAAAGAUUUCUCUUCUUCCGAUUUGUCACAACCCUAUUCCAUUGCAAAGAGGAAGGCUUGAGCCUUGAAUGGUUGAAAGAUAUAGCAACGCAGACCAAAAACAAGCUCUGGUGCACACCGGGCCCAUACUUGCGCCAAUCCAUGCUGAAAGUCAUGGCUAUCGAAUGCGGCCUUGGAAUCGAUCCGGUUUCCGAGAUGAUUCUGUCCAAUACUUUCACAAGUGAUAACGAAAUCUCCACCGCAGAAGUAGCCAAAAAUGCAACAGCUCUUCGAGUCAAUGUCAAGGAUCGUCUCCUGGGGAAAUUUGAAGAUGAGGCUACUGUCGGACCAGAAUAG
Molecule: messenger RNA, 1269 nt
Organism: Cadophora gregata
Lineage: Eukaryota; Fungi; Ascomycota; Leotiomycetes; Helotiales; Ploettnerulaceae
Exons: 3
Coding region: 1-1269 (422 amino acids)
Source: RefSeq, a predicted model, not a curated record